CAUAUAAUUUAGAUGGCUUGAAGCCACCUAGCGCAUAGUGUAAGCCGAGUCCGGACUGCAAUCUUGAGCUAGAGCGGCUAUGGCGCCCGGCCGAGGCUGGGGCGGAGGAGGGGGCGGGUGGCCUGGCGGGAGAGGCGGAGGGGGCGGAGGCGGUGGCGGUGGCGGAGGCGGCGGCUGGAACAACGGUGGCGGAGGCGGAGGGAGAGGCGGAGGUCGUGGAGGAGGAGGCUGGGGCAAUCAGGGCGCAGGCGGAGGGGGCCGCUUCAACAACCAGCAGCAGCAACAACAGCACGAUACCAGCUGGCAGGGAGGCGGCCAGUCAGGAAACCGGUUCGGGGUGCUCAGUAAUGAUGGUGGCGGUGGCAGGGGCGGUGGCGGCGGGCGGUCCGGCGGCCGCGGUGGCGGCAGCGGCCGCGGCGGCAGCGAGCCCCCUGAUGAGGUCAUUCGCAAUGACCUGCAGACCGAGCGGCCGAACUGGGUGCUCAGCUGCUACGGCCACGAGCGCGGCGGCGGUUGUGACCUGUCGGGAGACGUGUCGUUUGAGGAGGCGCGCUGGACCAACAUGCAGGAGAUGCGGUCCGGCCGCACGCCUCUGUCCAUUAACGGCGACUUCAAGGGGGCGGUGCGCGCCAAGCAGGAUGAGAUGAACCAGCUACAAGCGCGAGCACGUGACCGGCGCGGGCCGCCGCUGCCGUCCCUGGGAGGUCCGCCCAUCGUGGUCCAGAACGCCUGGCUGGCGCAGUUCAGUCAACCAGCACAGGUACAGCUGCAGCAGCUGCCUCAGCCAGUGGCGCCGGCCGGAGGCUUUGGGGCGGCACCCGGCGGCGGCUUCGGGGCGGCACCGAGCGGCGGCUUUGGAGCCGCGCCCAGCAGCGGCUUUGGCCAGCCUUCAGGCUUCGGACAGCCUUCGGGUUUUGGCCAGGCACCCGGGGCCCCCGUGGCCCCCGCAGCUCCCAUGGCUGCCGGUGGCGGAUUCGGCGCCCCCGCCGCUGCGCCCGCUGCUGCAGGUGGUUUCGGUCAGCCCGCGGCGGGCGGCUUGUUCGGACAGCCACCGCAGCCGCCCGCACAGCCAGCCGCCAACAUGUUUGGUGCACCCGCGGCUGCACCCGCGAAAGGUUCCUGGGCAACGCAAGGUGGCUUCGGAGCCCCCAAGCCGCCCGCGCCAGGUGUCACCCCUGCUGUGCUGUUCGGGCAAGCAGUGGCGCCCGGGGCCGGCAGCAGCGGCUUUGGCGCGGCAUCAGCUGUCACCGGCGGUGCCUUUACACCCGCGCCUGCGCCUGGCGUAGCCGGCGGGCUCUUCGGCGCGCCGGCCGCAUCUGGGGCCAUCGGGGCAACCGGGUUUGGUGCGCCGGCCGCGCCCGGGGGUUUGAGUCCGUUCGGCGCGCCGGCGGCAUCACAUUUGUCCGGAGGCAGCUUCGGCACGCCGGCUGGUAUGUUGCCUACAGUGUCGCAGGCGGCAGACGCCGCCGCCGGAGCUGCGGCGGCGCCAGCCACUGCAAAUGGGGCCGGGUCAGCGGGGGGCGCGGGCUCAGGGCCGGCGGAGGAUGACAUUGCGGCAUUCAAGGCGACUGCGUUCACGUUGGGCAAGAUCCCGGAGACGCCGCCGCCACCGGAGCUCUGCUUCUGAGUCCGCUGGACCGCCGUGGUGCAUGAGGCCUUUUUCCCAGGUUGCCAGUCUACGCGUGGUUUACGGGCUUGGAAUCUGCGUGAUGUAGGCCUUCGCAGCGGGGCAUGUGGCUGGCUGACCGGCUGGCCGGUAGGUACUGGUAGGCAGGAUUUGACUCAGACGAGCGAGACCUCCAUAGCGGUAGGCAGAUAGGCAGCAUGAUCUGGUUGAGUGCAAGGCUGCAACACCAUGUCCCGCACAAGGCGGUUGCGGUUCUGUAGCAUGCAAUACCGGCUUGUAUAGCAUGCUGUACGGACAGGCGAUGUAUGGUGUUGC
Messenger RNA from Chlamydomonas reinhardtii, 1942 nucleotides. RefSeq lists its product as uncharacterized. The record is from RefSeq and is a predicted model, not a curated record. Bases 80 to 1627 code for a protein of 515 amino acids. Lineage: Eukaryota; Viridiplantae; Chlorophyta; Chlorophyceae; Chlamydomonadales; Chlamydomonadaceae. The transcript has 10 exons.